Molecule: messenger RNA, 1280 nt
Organism: Argiope bruennichi
Lineage: Eukaryota; Metazoa; Arthropoda; Arachnida; Araneae; Araneidae
Product: techylectin-5A-like
Exons: 7
Coding region: 113-1063 (316 amino acids)
Source: RefSeq, a predicted model, not a curated record
AAUCGCAAAUAAGACUACUUACAUAAAAGUGAUAGUAUUAUCUAGUAUAUUUAAAUAAAUUUAGAGCUUUAAAAUUAUUCUAAGCAUAUACUCCACAGUUAUUCCUGGAAACAUGAAGAAUAUUUAUUUAUUCUGUGCUUGCUUCUUCAGUUUCUUGGCAAUAUUAUUUGCAGCAGGAGCUGCGAAGACAGGUUGCUUAGAAAAAGAAAAAGCUCUUGCUUUACUCGAAACAGCUGAAAAUUUUCUGACGAAAGCAAGAGACGCUUAUCCUGCCUGUAAAAUGAAUGUAAAUUCUACCGAGGAGGCAGGUUGUGAUGGUGAAAAAUCUUUGGCGUACAUUGAAAUCACAAAGAAACUGAUUUCCGAUGUAAGGGAGAACUUCCCAUCAUGUAACAGGCUUAUUAUCGAUGACUAUCGAAAUGAUACAAAAGAGGAGAAGUUCAAUGACUGCUCUGAAAUUUUAUCAACUGGACGCACUAAAAGCGGUGUCUACACAAUAUGGCCGAGUUAUUUGCCAGCGGAGAAAUCACUGAAAGUCUAUUGCGAUAUGGAGACAGAUGGUGGAGGGUGGACGGUUAUUCAAAGAAGAGGGAAAUUUCCUAUUCAACAAGACUUCUAUCUGGACUGGGAAAGCUAUAAGAAUGGUUUUGGGAAUUUAAUGCAAGAGUUUUGGUUAGGUAAUGAAAACAUACGUGUUUUGUGUCUGAACGGAUGCAGAAUACGUUUCGAUCUCGUAGACAAGAAUGGAGUGAAACGUUUCGCUGUCUACGAGAAAUUCAAAUUGACAGACAGCAAAUACACCAUUGAUAUCAGUGGUUAUUCAGGAAAUGCAACUGAUGCUAUGUUUAGACAUAAUGGAUACGUAUUCUCCACAAAAGACAAAGACUUCAGCAAGAAAGCUAACUUAUACAUGUCGGGAUGGUGGCAUGGCGAACAGUACUUUUGCAAUUUAAAUGGCAUCUACCAACCAGGCAAAAGUGGUUCACAAUACGUUUACUGGUGGAAAGGAUCAGAUGACUAUGACAAUUUGUCAGCUGUGGAGAUGAAAGUGAAGCCAAAAUAGAACGAAUAUUGUCUAUAUUGGUGAAGAUCCUUAAACAUAAUAGAAUGUAUUAAUUAUCAAUGUAUCAGUUAUGUAUAUUAAUUAUUAAUGUAUCAUUUAUGUAUACUAAUUUUCAAUGUAUCAACUAUGUAUAUUAAUUAUCCAUGCAUCAAUCUUUUUUAUUUGCAAUGCAACUGAAACCAUAAUUGAAGUUUAAUAAAACUAUUAUUCAUCGCUC